GAAAAUAUUCCGCUCAUGUUGUUUACAUGUUGGUUUUUUAUCGUUUCACUUCACUACUUCACGGUUCACAAUUUAGUGGCAUUAGCCAUUACCCAUUUUUAGGGAUAUUUAUUCUAGUAUUAGUUAUUAUUAUUCAAAACGUACUGUACCAUUACAAGUAGUAGGUCAGUAUAUUUUUUGAGUCAAUCGACUCGACCGCAAAUCAGUCUUACAAUAGACUGAUUGCGAAUCGAUUUUGGUUAUUCUUCGAGUCUCAUCGUUUGGUUAGACAUUUCCAAUGGGUAAGUAUUUACAGAUCUCCAUGAAUAGUUAUAGAAAUCGGCCAUCUGUAGUAAUAGUAUGUUUUCUUUAUGCAUUACAGGUAAAACUGAAAUUAAACUGCAAGAUUGAACGUGUACUGCAACUGCCCUAAUUAUGUCUGUCCACUAUAAAUUCAAAUCUGCCAUUUCUUAUGACACUAUAACUUUUGAUGGUCUUCACAUAUCUGUUAAGGAUUUGAAAAAGGCGAUUCUUCAUCAAAAGCAGAUUGGUAAAAAUACGGAUUUUGAUCUACAGGUCACCAAUGCUCAAACUAAUGACGGUAUGGACAAUUAAAUAAACAUUUAAAAACCUGUUCAACUGAUUGAAGAUUCAUUUUUUUCGUCAAACUAUUAUUCAAUUUAUAUCAGUCACUAAAACCUAAAUGAUUUUCAUUCUUCUAUAAAUUUGUUUGGUUUAACUAACUGGUUAAUAUUCUUUAAAAAUAUAAUUUAAAAGAUAUACUAAUUGGAAAAAUUACUAUUGAAGACUAGAAACAAAUAUAUAUAACAAUUAUUUGACAAUAUAUCAACAAUGAUAACACCAUUUUAACCCUGUAUUCCUUUAUCAAACCAGAAACAAUGUAUUGAAAUUCACUUAAAACCCAUGCAAAUUAAUACAGUUUAAAUUUGUUAAAAAAACGCAAUCCAUUUUGUUUUAGAACUAAAAUAAUUUUGGUUUCAAUAUUUUGUUUUUGUUCUUAAAAUCAUAAAUUGUGAUUUCGGUUUCAUUUGUGUUUAUUUUCUGAUAUAACUGGUUAGUUCAGUAACCAGGUUUUCACUGGUUUGAGACUAAUUUAUAUACACCAUAUAAAACCCCACUAAUAAUAACAUACAAUAUUUAUCAUUGUAAUGAUAUUAAAUUGAUUUAUUUUAUCCACUAAAAGAAUUGGUCAGUAAAAUGUAUUAGUUAUUAAAGUAGUUUUUUAAAUUGUUGAUUAAAACAGUAAUAAUAAUUAUUAAUGUGUUUUAAUAGUUGAUUUUAUUCAGUAUUCUGUAUUAUGACUUUAAGUUAGGAACUGUAAUAAAUUAUAAAGAAAUAGAUAUUUUUUUUUUUUCUUGUUCGUCCCAACUAUUUUUGAUGUUGGCUACCCUUGUACUAAACUUCUUUUUAUCUUUGAUCUCCCACCUCGCAUACAUAGGCUGUCCUCAUAUUAAUCUCAAUCACAUUCAACUGACUUUUUCAUUUUCAUUUUCCGUCUUCAAACGUUUAUUUUUGUUUCAAUUGCUACUGCUUUUGAUUCCUCUCCCCAUAACAUGCAUAACCAUUUCAGUUUAUUUUCUCUCAUUUUGACUACUAUCGAUACACCAUAAAAACUACUUUAAGAAAGAAGUAAUAGAAAUAUAGAAUACCUACAGUAGUUAAGUACCUAAAGAAAUAGAUACUUAACUAAAUAUUAAACUAAACUUUUUAAUGAUUUCUAAAAUUUAAUUUAUUUUAUGGAGUUUAUAAUGAUUGAAUUUAUACAAAUGAUCCACUAUAUCCCAAUGAUUACCUAACAUUAUUUAACUAUCACAUUAACAUGAAUUUUGGUUUUCAAAAUGAACUGUAUUCAUUAUUCAUUAAAAAAAUUAUAAACAAUAUCUAUAUUAAAAAAUUGUUAAAUAAGUUUUAUAAUGGAAAAUUAAAAUUUUUAAUUACAAUAAUGUUAAAAAUGUUUUUGUUUUUAAUAAAUGUAAGUUAUGACACUAAUGUAUAACCAUUGUAAAUGUUAAAUUGUAUUUAUGUGUUUUAGAAUAUAAUGAUGACCAAACUUUAAUUCCAAAAAAUACAUCAUUGAUUGUAUCAAGAAUACCACUUACAUCGCAACAGAAAAAAGCAUGGUAAAAGAAUUUUAAAUCUUGAGUUUCUUAGUUUAUAUUUAACUACUAUUUCUUAAUUAGUUUUAAUCCAAUUAUUUAACAGACUUUUUGUUUUUAAUUAGAAUUAUUUUUUUUGGACAUUUUAGGGAAAGAGCCGAACAAAACAAUCAACUUGUCCUUUCUAAACAGGUAUACAUUUAUUUUAUAAGUUUUAAUAAUUUAUGCCAUAAUUUUAUUUUGCUAAUUAUAUUGAUUUUGAUUAAAUAGAUAUUAAAUUUAGAUUCACAUGAACCAGAUUCUGUAAAACUAAAGGUAUGUUAACCAAAUUUUAUUUGAAAUAAUACAUUAAACAUACAUGUAUUUUAUAAUAUUUGAAUUGAAAUUUUACUAGGGUGCAGAUUUACUUGGUUCAGAUGCAAGCGAAGAAGAUAAAAUUAAUGCUAUGAUGGCACAAUCAACACAGGAAUACGAUCCCUCUAAGUAAAUAAAAUAUUGUAAUAAUAAAAUAUAUUAAAUGUAUAUUAUGCAUAUAUGCAGUACCUUAAAAAUAUAUUUUUGUAAACAUUUUUAUAUAAACUGAAUAUUUAUAAUUCAUAGUGUUUUUAGUAUUUUCUUAAGUAAAGAAAAAUUGUACAAGUAAUCUUACCAUCCCUUCUAUUUUUAAAUUUAUACUAUACUUUUUUGUUAUAAAAUAGUUAUCAAGUAUAUGAAUAGUCUUUAUUUUCUCUUUUCAUUUCAGUUUUGUUAAAAUUCGAGGAGGAAACCAGUUUGGAGAAGUACCUCAAAAUUAUAUAUGUCAUAGAUGUCACAAUCCUGGUCAUUGGAUAAAAAAUUGUCCUAACAAUAAUACAGUUUCAGUAAGAUUAUUAUUAAUUAUUAAAACUACUUUAACUAACUAUCAAUUUACUAUUAACUUAUUUAUGAAGGAACCAAUUGACAUUAAAAAAGCUACAGGCAUUCCAAGAGGAUUUUUAGUACCAGUUGAUGGUCCAUCAGUUCCAGGAGCAAUGUUAACUGGUUUAGGUACAUUUGCAGUCCCUAGCAUUGAUCAGUAUGUAUUUUUAUUUAUUGUGUGUAUUUAUUCAAUUAAUAUUUAAUACUUUUUAGGGAAGCUUAUAAACAAUGUAUGAAACCACAAAAAAAGCAGGAAACAGAAGAAGAAGAGAAAGUCAUAAUUCCUGAUGAUUUAUUGUGUAAUUUGUGUUCUGAUUUAUUGACAGAUGCUAUUAUGAUGCCAUGUUGUGGAACUUCAUUUUGUGAUGAAUGUAAGAAUAUAUUUUUUUAAACUUCAAAAACUAAAUAAAAAAAUGUCAUGUAUUUAUCUAUUCUAGGUAUUCGGAAUGCCCUUUUAGAAUCUGAGGAAAAUGAGUGUCCAGACUGUCAUGGAAAAGAAAUAUCACCGGAAACAUUAAUACCAAAUCGAUAUUUACGGAAUGCUGUUAAUAGUUUUAAAGAUAAAACAGGUUAUAGUAAACGUAUAGAAGUAUCAAAAGAAAAAAGCGAUCCAAUUGAAGACCAGCCAUUAGUUCCCCAGAUAGAUAAUAUUGAACCAUCAAAAGAUGGUAAGUUAUACAAUUUAAAUGUAUUCCUUUUAUUAACGAUUGAUUUUCCAUUGUUUCAUAAUAACUUUUAUUCUUUAUUUUUUAUCUUUCAUGGAUUUUGACUUAUAUUAUUUCUUUAUUUUCCUAUUCUUCAUUCAAUUUAUUUAUUAAUUGUUUACAAUUUUAUAUUUUGAUUUCAAUAUUAUAAGUAUAAUUAUAUUUGUAUACAUUAUACAUUUUUAAACAAAAUUACAAGAACAAAGUUUUAUUUUAAAUUUAUUUUUUGUUUAGUCCUCUAUGGCACUUUUGUACCAAGAAUUACAAACUAUAUCAAAAUUAAUAAAAAAAAUCAUUUUUUUUUUUUUUUUUUUUUUUUUUUUUUUUUUUUUUUUUUUUUUUUUUGAGAUUUCUAUAUUACAAUAUUUUAAUACAUACCUAAUAUAUAUAUAUAUAUAUAUAUAUUUAUGUACCUAUUAAAAGAAAUUAAUGAAAUAUAUAAUUUUCAUUAAAUACCUACUGAAUGACAUAAUUCUUAUUAUGGAUCUUAAAAAUUUACAAUUAGUAGUGGUGUGAACAUUAAUCGGGAUUAUCCAGAUUUUAGACAACGAAAUCCGGAUUUCCGACUUAAAAUUCUGAGAAUUCCAAUUUUGGCUUUCAAAGUUUAAGUUAUAAAUUUUUUUAAUUUAUUAUAUAUACUUUAAAUUUUUUUUUUUAUUUUAAAAAUUUUAUGUUAAAUGAUUAAAAUAUGUAUUAUUAAUGUCGGAUUUUGAAAAUUUGGAUUUUUCCAACCACUGCCAUUUACUUUGUUAUGUGACUAUAUGCAUAAUUUAAAAUUAUUUUGUUAUGUUCAUCUAAGUGAUAAUAUUAACUUUUUUUUUUCAUAGUUUCAAAGUAUUUCCAGGAUUGAUAAUAAUUUUAUAAAUUUCUAUUCGCCAAAGGAAUUCCAAGUACAAUACUCUAUUUUUAUCCUAGGUCGUCCUGUAUUCUUUGAUCCAACGUCCUAUUCGUUUUCAAAUUAAUUUAGUUACAUCAUUUAGAAUUUGCCUUUCAGAAGUGAUCAUUCCAGUUAAGACACAAACACCACCGCCUGUAACUUCAACUGAAGUACCCAGAGAUGAGAUUUAUCAAAAAAUUGUUGCUGUUGGUGACUCUAUUGAUAAAACUCGACGAAACUACUCUGCAAUUGACACAAUCCAUAAUAAUAUUAAUAACAAUAAUUCGCAUAAUCAUUCUAAUUUUAAGACUCAAAAUCAAUCUCAAGGUCCUCCCGUAUCUGUAAGCAAUAUUAAUCGUCCCAAUAAUUCAAAUAUGCAUAUACCCGUACAUAGUAAUUUUCAAAAUAAUCGACAUACUUUGACAAAGUUAAGUGAAAGUCGUGUGUCUCAUAAUAUGCCACGAUUCAAUUCACAAUCUUUAUCCAUUCCCCCUCACCAUCACUUGCGCAAUUGUUUGCCCGUAGGGCCCGCAGAUAUUUCAGUGCCACCACCUCCUUUUGCCCACCCACCUCCUUCAAUGCAACCUGAUGCUGGCUACAGUCAAAUGCAACCGUAUGUUUUUAAAUAUUUAUUUACCGUUAUUUGAUAUCAUAAAAAUGAUUUUCCUAAAACAUGUUUUUUUUAGAAUGCAUAAUAAUCCUCCACCGCCUGGAUUAGAUAGAAAUAGUAGCCCGGCUAAUGCUUCAUCAGAUGAAGGGAUGCAUCCUCCUGAGUUAACACACCAUCAAAUGGAUAAAUUUGAAAACCCAACUGGAAAUCUUCAGCCAAUGAUGAGACCCAGUUAUCCUGCAGGUAUUUAGUAUUUAAUUUUAACAAACUAUACAUUUCAAUAUUUAACAUGUGUAAUAUAUUUAUUUUAUUUAUAGGUUAUUAUCCACCACCUAUAUCUAAUUAUGAUCCAUAUAAUAAUAUGCCUAUGGAUAUAAGAAAUCAUCGGGGUUUUCAUCGUGGAUAUAGUAGAAGACCUACACGUGGACAACCUAUGGGAGGAAACUACCGUCCUGAUUUUCGUAAUGGCGGAAAUUAUAUAAAGUAAGAUUACUAAUACUUCUCUUUUUUGAAAGGGGAGGUGACGUUGGCUACCAAGUAAAAUAUUUUCAUCUUCGCCCAAAUGCAAAGUAUUUUACUCAUAAUUACACUCACUUGCCAAAAAUUUAAGUAAUAUUGAAUACCAGUUGUUAAAUUUGAAUUUUAUUUGUUAUAUUCCUUAAAUAGGAUUUACUAAAAUCCAUGUUAAAUUUUCCAUGAAAUACUUUUUUUUUCAAAAAAUGGUUUGUGUAAAAACUUUUUGAAUUCAUAUAUUCUGUUACAUUAUUAGUGAUGUGCCUUGGGUAUUUACCCAAGGCACAAAUACCUGAUGCAUAAAAAAAUAUUUUAGGUAUUUUCUGUAAUACCCAUGGGUUUAUUUACUUACCCUAAAUUUGAAAAUAAAUAUUUUUUUUUAUAUGCUUAUCAUGGUUUAGUCUUUUCUAUUGAUUAACUGUGUAAUAGUUACUUAAAAUGAAAAAUGAAAUUAUAUUGUUAAAUUUGUUCUACUAACUACAUAUAAUAUUAUUUAUUGUUAUUUGUUAUCUAAAAUUGAAAUUUUAUAUUUACAGUAUGAAUAGUAUGACGAAUAAAAAUAUUUUUAUGAUAAUAAAAUGUAUUUUGUCAUUCAUAUACUUAACUACAAAAUAUUUUAUAUUUAGAUUUUGAACAUUUGACAGUUUUUGUCCUUUUGUAAAUAUGUGAUAUUUCAUUAUGUACUAAAUAACUAUAGGAAUUUAAAAUACCAAAUAUUGAACAAUUUGGAUGUAUUUAUAUUGACUAUAUUGUAUAAUAUAAAUAUUAAUUCAAGGUUCCUUUACCUUGAAUUUACCAUAUUAUUUUCAAAUCAUAAAUAUAACGGCUUUUUAAAAAUUAAAAACUAAAAAUUUUGAAAUCCAAAAUCUGGAUAAUCUAGAUUUGUGUCACAUCAAUGACAUAUGUAAAUGAUUCUCAACAUUAUUCAUAUAAUAAUAACUUAAUCACAACUAAUUAGUACACACCUAUGUGGUAUCACCUACCAUCCACCCUUUAAAAAGAUAUGACUGCUAUAACACUUUUUUUGAGUAUUCAACACCACUACCCUAAUAAAUUCUAUGCUCAGACAAUUUAGGAAUAUUUCAAGUACCUAUAAAAUGAUAAUUUUACAUUGCCCAAAAUGUUUGGACUAUUACUUCCUCUCUUCAAUGUUAAUUUCCUGGAUCAUCUUAUGACUUUCAUUCCAAUGAUAUUCUAGUUGUAUUAUUCUCACCUCUUUUCAUUUUAUGACCUAGCAAUUAUAUUCUUUGACUCUUAAUAAAAAUAUUUCAGGUACCUGCUCCAUACUUUUUUAUGAGUUCUGUUGGGAUAUCAACAGUUUUUUUUAUUAUAAAUUAUAAUUUCAAAAAUACAUAUUUUAAUACCUUAUAAAAUCCAGCAACUUGUUAUUCAUAUAAAGAAUAUCUUCUCCUUCACCUUCAUCCCAACUAUUUAAGGUCAGCCACCUUCGUUCUAAACUUCCAAUUGAAAAGAUAUCCACCUUGCCUACAACAUCCUCAUAUAAUUUUCAAUUACAUUCAACCACUCUUUUUCAGCCUUCUCUCCAUUGUUUUCCUCUUGCGUUUAUUAUGAUUACAAUGUUUACUGCUUCAGAUUCCUCUCUCCCCAUGACAUACUCAAACCAUCUCAGUAUAUUUUCUAUAGUUUGUAUACUAUUGAAGCCAUGCCUAAACUACCUUUUAUGUUCUCAUUCCUUAUUCCAUCUUCUCUUGUCACUCCAUUUAUCCAUCUAAGCAUUUUCAUCUCUGCUACACUCAUUCUCUAUUAUUUUUUCUGUCUCUUGCCCAAUACUUAUUCAGAACUUAACUUUGAAGUCUCAUUGGAAUUAUCUUGACACUUGAAACACAAAAUACCUGACACUUCUCUACAAUUAUCCUAUGUUUCACAUGAUAAUCAAAGCCCCUGUUUUUGGUACUAAAGAUAAGUACCUAGUUACUUAAAACUCUCAACUUCACCUAUAACUGCUUAUUGUCAUUAGAUGUCUUCAUUCAAACUCAUACUAAAAUUUUAUUUCUACUUAAUUCCUCAAGCCUAUUGUUAACUUAUUCCAGAAUAUAUACUAUCUGUAAAACAUGCAACCAUGAUACCUCCACUCACCUGUUGUCCCUGCACACAUUGAGAUGGGACAAUCGACCAAAGCUUUAUUUUGAAUUUUACACUGGCUAUCAAUUUGAUGCAACUCCAUCUGUCGCCUCUUACGACAGGUAGAGGCACCGUAAGAGUAUUCCCUUCCACAGGGAGAUUCAUAGAUCCACAAAGAAUAUAAUAUUUUGAAAUAUUAUAACUAAAAAAAAAACACUAUACAUAUUAAUAUUAGCUGAUUAUGUUUAAAAUAUGUUUUAUCUUUUUUUUAUAAAACAUUUAAUUUUUUUUAAGGUCUGAAAGAUUCAUUGAAACAGUUUAACUAUAAUUUGUUAUAUUAUUAUUUCAGUAAUAAAAGAACUAUAGAUGAUCCAUUAGCCGUAUUUCAGCGUAUACUUCGAGAACGUGAUAAUAAACGCCGUGAUAUGAGAGGUCGUCAUUCAAUGUCUAGGUCUCGAUCUCGGUCUUUGUCUCGUUCUAGGUCUAGAGAACGUUCUCGUAGUUUAAGUCGUUCACCAUCAAGAAUGAUUCAACAUAGACCACGUUCAAUAUCAAGGUAUUAAAAUAAAUAAUAAUUAUAACUUUAAAUAGUUAAAUUAAUUUUUCCAUUUCAUUUUUAGAUCACCAUUACUACGUAGAUCAAUAACUCCCAGACGCCGGACACGCACGCGCUCACGUAGUCCAAUUAGAAAACGCAAGAAGAGUUUAUCACCUGUAAAACGUUUACCAGCUAAAUCUAGAAGAAGGACACGUAGUCCAAGUCGUGAUAUACCAGGACGAAGAUCCCGGUCUUUAUCUUUACAUAGAAGGUAUUAUUAAAUAUAGAUGCAUUUAUUAUCUAUUUCAUGCAUACUUUAUAAAAAUAUUUAAUUUUAGAACUCGUUCAAGAUCUCGAUCUCCAACUCAUAGAAACCGAAUGUCACCAUCGCCUCGUUUUAGAUCAAGAUCUCCUUCUUUUUACUCUUCACCUGCUAGGUAAAUAGUUUUAAAAAUAUUAUUUUACUGGUGAAUAUUUCCAUAAAGCGUACAAAGCUAUUGUCAAUAUUAAAAUGGUUGAUACUUUUAAUUUCUGUGUUGGUAGUAAUUAUAUAGUUGUUAAUAUUAUUUUUAAAUUACAUAAGUAUAAGCCUUUAAAAAAGAACUAAUAUUGCUGAUGGACGAACUGCUGUUUUAGUUGGAAAAGUACUUUAAGUUAAUACAUUUUCAUCUGUUAAUGAAAAUAAAUCAUAACUAAUAAUAUACGGUUCUGAGUAAAGUUUGGUUAAAGAUUUUUUUCCUUAUUAUUAAAAAAAAAUCAAGAAGUUUCCUUAGUGCAUCACACUGAGGACAUUUUACUGUUCACAGCCAGAAUAAUUAUUGAGUUAAAAAAAAAAUAAUAAUAAUAAUAAUUUCUGAAUUAAGUCAGUCUGUCUGACAAUAAAGUUAUAAUUAUUAUUAUUUUAUUUGUAGAUUUAACAAUUAUCAUAGAGAAGAUGACAAUUAUGGACAUAAGGGAACUAAUUGGCGUGGUCGAGGAACUUGGAAUAAAGGACCCCAACCUUAUCAACAAUCACACAGGUACAGUUUUGUUGUAAAUGUUUUUGCAGUAUCUAGUACCGAUAGUGAGUUCAUAUUCGAACAAUGUAGAUUACAACCAGAAGGAAACCCAAUAAGCCAUUAUUACCAUCAAUGCCAAAGUGAAUUUUUUUAAUUCAACAUUUUUUUUCAUUCUCAAUAAUGGAAUUAUGCAUAACUACCAUGAAUACUCUAUUAGGUGUUGUUUAUUAUUUAAAAAUUAUGUUAUAUAUAUAAAUAGAUGUUUUUUAAUCGUUUCUGUGAUAAAUUAUAGUGAUUAUAUCUUUAUAAUUUAUGGUUUAUUAUACUUUUUUAGUCAAUUUUUCUUACGAUCUCAUAUAGUUACUUUUUUUUGUAGUUUUAUUUUUAUUCUGUUUGGUAUAAUUCAUUAGAAUGAACAAAUAUUUAAAAGUUUCCUAUUUCAUAAUUUAAAUAUUUAGUUUGAAUUCAAUUUUUUUCAAAUAUUUUUAAUGAAAUUAAAUUAUCAAGAUAAUAAAAUUAUUAGUCUAGUAUUCAAAUAAGAAUUCAAAAUUCACUUAUGUGUUAAGUUAAAUAAAUUCCUCAUAAAAAUAGUAUUAUUUUUUACAUACAGCUGAAAUAUAUUUUUAUUGAACUGCUUAUUUCAGCAACCCUUUAAGUAGAGAUAAUUUGAUUUAGAUAAUUUAUAAAACCUCCAUUAUAUAACUAAGCGUAAUAGGUUUCAAGGCCAUAGGAAAGGACAAGGAAACUAGUUCUCUAUUGAAUUUCUAUUUUAAAACAAUUAUUUGAAAAUAAAGCCACUGCCUACUUUAACAAAUAAAUUUAAAAUAGACUGGCAAUAAAAAUUGCAAAAUAAAUACAAAUUUUUUGUAUUUAAAUAAUUAUAAAACAAUCUUAAUCGAAGUACUCAUUUAAAUCAAUGUUUUCCAACAGUGAAAUUAUUAUAGUUUUAAUUACUAGAAUAAAAAACAUAUUCAUAAUUGUAGAGUAAACAAAUUGUGAAAAAAAUGGUUCACAGAUUGGUUGAUAGGUGUGGGGUAAGGCCUCACUUAAAUUAAGGUUAUCUAUCAAAAGUUUUCUCGGUAGUCCAGUACAUCUGUUGGGAAACACUGAUAAUUUAAAAAUAAAGGGAAAAAUACAUUGUCUAUUAAAAUUUCAAUACAAAAAUAUUAUUUAAACAGUUGUCAUAUUAUUUUAUUAGGUAAUGUAACAUUUUGUAAUUCAUAUAUAAUUUAUAUUUAAAUGUGUCAUAUAUUUUUUUUUUUUUGUUUUACUUGGAUAAAAUUUAAUAUAAAGAUGUCUGAAAAAAUAUUUUUUGUAAUACGAGUUACACUAUUAUAGUAUUAGUAUUGUAAUAUUUUAUUACUUAUUCAUUUUUAUGUCAUUAAGAUUAUACAAUGUAUUAUUGUUAUUUAUCACUAAAUUAUUAUUAUUUUUAUGUACAUAAAAUAUAUAUUCUGUCUUAAAUAAGUUUAAAAAUAAUCUAUAAAAUGACUAGUAAAAUAGUGGCUACUAAAUAUUUUCAGUUAUAAUAAUAAUCAAUUUUUUUGUUCUUUUUUUUACCUAAGUCAUGUGUUCAAUAAUUAGCAUUUGUAUUAUUUAUAUUUUAUAAAUAUGUCAUAUGUAAUAUUUUUCAUGAUUUAUAAGUAUUUUGUGACUGUUUCUGUGAUAUUUUAAAUUAUUAUUUUUAUGAAUUAGUACUUUGUGAUAUUUACUAUAGAGUCUGAUGUAUUUAUUAAGAUUAAAUGUAUUAUUAUUUUUAACUAUGGAUUAUUUUUUUAUUUUCAAAUUAAAAAUAAUAUGUAUAUUGCAAUAUUGUUGUCAUAAUAUUUUGUAGAACUAUUAAUUUUUCAUUACAUUUUAGUUAUGUCCAAAUAGAUUGCAUAAUAAUAUUCAAAUGAUGAAAACUAUUAAAAAAAAAAAAAUUCAUUUUUUUAUAUGACAUAAUAAAUUUAUUCUAUGAAUUGUUUUCUUAACCAUAUUUUAUAAUUAAACUAGAUUAAACCUGAUUGUUUUUUUAUAAAAUAUAAAUUUGCAAUUAAAAUAUUUUUUUGUUAUUUUUCAACACAAAAAUAUGUAUAUUGUUUGUUUUUUUAAUCACAGUUUAUUUACACUAUUCUUAUAAAUUAUUAUACAAUUGUAUUUUUAUAAAAAUACUGUAGUAAUUUUGUUAAAUAAUGUAAUCAUUUAGUACUGAUUAAUUUUACUAAAUUUUUUGGUUUAUAUUAUUAUUUUUUUUUAAUUUUGUGAUUUCUUGUUGAGUUUUGUAAUUUUUUUAAUUAUAAUUUCUAAAAAUAAGUACUAUUAAGUUUAUUAUAACAUUUAUCUAUUUUAUUUUUGUUUUAUAUUUUUUGUUCAAAUGUGUUGAACACUAUCUAAAAUAAUAUUUUGUUAUACAAUUUCUGUACUUUAUAUACGAUUAGCGGUUAAUAUAUUUUUAAGAAAACAUUAAAGAUUAAUAACAUAUUUUUAAUAUUUUUAUGAUGUUAUUAAAUUAUACAAUUAUAUCUUUUAAAUUAAGUUUUCCUCAAACACAGUAGCAGCAUAUUUAAAGUGUCCAUUGUUCAAUAAACUUAGUUCUGUUAUUAUUCUCCAUGUGUAUAUUAACCCAAAAUAUGUAUUGGUUAAAUAACUUAAAUUAUGUAUUUAAUUAAUUUUGAUUUGUUAUACCUAUACAAUGUAUGCACCAUACAACAAGUUUCCGAAUUAGACACUUUAAAAAAAUGUUUUCCAUUUUAGAGUUAUCAUUGGGAUUACUCUUAAAUUUACAUUUUCUUAAAGUAGGUUUUACUUCAUUUAUAUAAAUAUAUCUUUGUACUUAAAAAUUAAAAUUUAUUCUUCAACAAGCUGCCCUUUUAAUAAUUCCUAGUCAUUUCUUCCUGUGAAAAAAAUGCAGAUGUACCAGUCAAUUUUGGAAUCAUUUUAGACAAAAGGUAAUUCAAAAAAAAAAAAACAUUUCGCUUUUUUAACCAUGUAGAAAUAAAUCUAUGACUUGUGUUAAUUGAAAUAUUGGCCUAAACGAAUCAUAGAAGUUUACAGGUUACAUCAAUGCAGAUAUUUACUUCGAACAUUAUUCUACAUCUUUAACAUCGAACAAUUAUCAAGAUACAAUUUCGUUGCUACACCAAAAUUAAUGUUACAAAAUGUCAGCAUGUUCAAUAUUGGACUUCAAUAAGUAUACUAAGGAAAUAUUAAAAAAUAAUUUUCAGAUUUCCCGUGUAAUACUUGGCUUAAUAUUUUGUGAAAAUUUAAAGCCUUUGAAACCUCAAAUAAAGUUAUCUUUAUAUAUGUUAAACAUAUAAUUUAUUUAUCAUAAUAUAUUAAUAAAUGUAUUUUUAUUUGUUUUUGCUAGGUAUCGAGGACAAUUCGAGGGGCAUUUCGACCUAGGUAUUGAUCGUCCUCCAGAGUAUACAACUAAUUAUGCACAAUUUGAUCCACAUUUCGCAAUGGAUCCAAAUUUAGUUCGUGAUUGGGAUGAAAUUCGAGAUAAAGAAAUCCGAGAAAGAGAAAAAGAAAAGAAAGAGGCAGAAGAGAAACUAAAUAUAAAAUCAAAAAGUCGAUCGCCGAUCAAACAUCAUAAAAUCGAGAGACAGAGACUAGAACUUAAACCUUCCCCUGAAAAGAAUCAAAAAGACUUGGAUAAAAAAGACAAAGGAAAAAGAAAAAAGAAAAAAGAUGCAGAUGUUGACAAGAAAAAGAAAAAAAAGAGCAGAGAAAAAAAAGAAAAGGACGAUAAUAAAAAAGUUGAUGAUAAAGAAGAUGGAAGUAUUGAGAUUGAAACUAAGGUUGAGAUUGAAACUGGUCAAGAGAACCAAGAACCUGCUGCUCCAGGCACGUCUGAAUCACCUCCACCUUUUGAUUCUGUUCCCGAAAAAAACGAUGAUAUUAAAAUUAAACGCGAAGAAAAUGUCAAAGAUGAACUUUAUGGAGACUUGGAUGAAGAAGCACCUGUGGACACUAGUUGGGGUAGUUAUAAGAGCCCUAAUAAUACUGAAACUGUUUUAAAAACUAUAAAUGAACAAGAUUCUAUUGAAGAAAAACCAAAAGAAUCGGAAGUUCUUGCAGAAUUGCCUGAACGAUCAAAAUGGGAAGUUGAAGAAGAUGUUCCUGGUACAUUAGAUGAUAAAUUUGAUUCCGACAAACAACCAAAAGAGGACCUAUUAAUCAAUUCAGAAUUUCAAAAUGAUAGUAAUCAAGUUUCAGUUACAAAUGAAGUAUUGAAACGUGCAGAAAAUGCUAUAUUCCAAAAAACUGUUCGAACAUUAGAUGUCCCAGGCAAAAAGACUAUUGUAGAUAAAACUGAUGGCACCAGAGAUAAAAAAACAGAAAUAUUUAAAGACAAAAAAAAUGAACCUGAAAAAUAUCUUAGUAAAGAGAAAAAACCAGAUAUCGUGAAAGAAAAGAAGACUGAUAUUUGUAAAGAGAAAAAGACAGAAAAUGUUAAAGAAAGAAAAGUUGAUGUAAUUAAGGAUAAAAAAGUGGACACCAUUAAAGAUAAAAAACCUGAUGUUUCAAAAGAUUUUAAAGAUAAAAAAGCUGAUGUUCAUAAAGAUAAAAAAACAAACUUAAAAGACAAAAAACUCGACAUUGUCGUCAAAGAUAGAAAGACAGAUCGUGAACAAAAAUCCAAUGACAAGUCGGAGAUUAAAACCUCAUCUGAAAAGUUGUUGAAAAAAGAUGAGCUUACAACGAAACAUAAAGAUAAAAAAAAAAUAGAAUCCGAAGCUGCAUUGGAUUCAUCAUCUAUACAGAGAGAGGCCAGAAAAUCAGGUAAUUCAAUACAAAUAACAAUACCAACUGAUACAUUAGAUGAUAAAAAAAUCAAAGAUGGUACAAAACGUAUAUCAGCUAAAGAUAGAUUGGGUGAAAAAAUCGAAGACAAAGAUGACAAACAUUUCAAGUCAAGAAAUGAAAAACGAAAGGCUUCUCGAUCUCCAAUACGUGUGCACUCUACACUUAUUGUUCCUGAACAACUUGGUAGAAAAAUCAGAGCAACAUCUAAAAGUCACAGAGAUAUGUUAAAAAAGGACCAUGGGAACUCUAAAAACGAGAGAAACGUGAUGUCUACCCAUCGGCUUCCACGACGCGAAGAUGACAAAAAAUUGGAUCAGCAAAAGAAAUCCUCUGAAACUCGUAGAGUAGUGGUUAGAACAGAAGACAAACACCAUCGGGCAAGUGAACAAAAAAUUGUGGCUAAGAAAGAUGACCGAUCGGAGAAAAAAGACUUCAAGAAAAAAGAAGAAAAACGUGAACAGGAUGUUAAAAAAAUAAAACCAAAGGAAAAAGCACUGGAGAAAAAAGAACGCAAAAACCGUCGUCUCGAACCAGACCUUAAAGUGUGUGAUGAGACGAUGUUUGAAACCAACGAAGAUGAUGAUGAAGAUAUUAAAAAAUUAUCCAAAGAUAAAGAAACAGACGAUUCAGAAAGUAGUUUCAGUAGUUCAAGCUCCUCAUCAGAUUCGUCACCAGUGCGAACCAAAAAGAAGAAGAAGACGAAAAAACGAAAGAAGAAACACGGGAAGAAAAAGAAAGUGGCUAGUAGUACAGACACUGAUGAUUCAGAAACGUCCUCGGAAUCGGACGAAACUAGCAGCAAACACAAGAAGAAAAAGAAGAAAGAGCAGCGCAAACAUAAAAUCCAUAAAAAACCGAUCAAGAAAAAGAAAAAGACUAAACAUAGGUAAAUUAAUCAAUGUGAUUUAUGUCCAAAUAUUAAAUUUUCUACAUUCAUUGUACAAAAGUUAAACUCGUUUUUAAUUGUUUUACUAUUUAGAUUAUAGGUACACUACUAAAAUGAUUUUUUUAUUAUUCAUAAUUGAUCAUUUAUUUAUUUAUAUAUAUAUAUAAAUAUUUAUAUGUAUGUAUAUAGACGUUGUUAAUUUACAUUUUGAGUUUAUCUACCUAUCUGAUUGUAUGCAUUAUUGUUGUUGUUAAGACGUUUCUAUGUACAAGUACUACAUCACUCAUAAUAUUAUUUUUGUAUAUAUUGACAAUAACUUAUUACCUACGUAGCAAAACGUGUUAAAAUAUAAAUGUGUGUACUGAAUGCAAUGUGUCAUUAUUAUUUUAAUUUGUAUAUAUGUGUUGUAGAGUUGAUAAUAUG
Messenger RNA from Cinara cedri, 15415 nucleotides. The record is from the annotation of a GenBank genome assembly. NCBI's taxonomy places the organism in Eukaryota, Metazoa, Arthropoda, Insecta, Hemiptera, Aphididae.